This is a messenger RNA of Chiloscyllium plagiosum (whitespotted bambooshark), 2535 nucleotides long. Its product is annotated as embryonic polyadenylate-binding protein-like. NCBI's taxonomy places the organism in Eukaryota, Metazoa, Chordata, Chondrichthyes, Orectolobiformes, Hemiscylliidae. The record is from RefSeq and is a predicted model, not a curated record. Gene Ontology annotation, molecular function: RNA binding.
GGAUGGGAUGGAAUAUAAAAUAAUAUAUAAAUAUUGUGGUACCUGUGUCCCAAUCAUUCCUAACGGUGCAAUUAAAAAGGAACUGAUUUGGCCACGAUUCAAACACAAUAAUAACGUUAAUGGCGACACAGUAUCCCAGGUACCUGCCUGGAAUUAACAAGUUUAUUUAUCUGUUCCUAUGUCUCUGGCCCCACCCCUGUGACACUCGCUGAGACUCCAUCCCCAGGAUUAUUUCCCAAAGGAGGGAGUACUGUUGCCUUCAUGGAGGUUGGGUUAAGAGACUAUUGCAUCUUUAUCAGAUAAAUAAAAUAUUUUUUAUAUAAAAAAAAGCAGAAACAGCGUCUUUAAAGUGGAACAGCAACAGGACGGCGUUUGAUAACCGCGAAUUGAACAGCUGCAGCCAGCAGAAAUGAAUGCAGCUGGGCCUGGCUACCCGAUUGCCUCUCUGUAUGUUGGGGACCUGCACCAAGAUGUCACUGAGGCAAUGUUAUAUGAGAAGUUCUCUCCUGCUGGACCUAUCAUGUCUAUCCGAGUUUGCAGAGAUGUUGUUACCCGCCGCUCCCUGGGCUAUGCUUACAUCAACUUCCAGCAACCUGCAGACGCUGAGCGUGCCCUUGACACUAUGAACUUCGAAGUGAUUAAGGGCCGCCCUGUACGUAUCAUGUGGUCUCAGCGGGAUCCCUCCCUGCGCAAAUCAGGCGUGGGCAACAUCUUCAUCAAAAACCUGGAUGAGUCCAUUGACAACAAGGCUCUGUAUGAUACCUUCUCUGCUUUCGGCAAUAUUCUAUCCUGCAAGGUUGUCAGCGAUGAGAGUGGGUCAAAAGGAUACGGUUUUGUACACUUUGAAACGCAGGAGGCUGCAACCCGUGCCAUUGAGACGAUGAAUGGAAUGUUACUGAACGAUCGGAAAGUGUUUGUGGGUCACUUCAAAUCCCAUAAGGAGCGAGAAGCAGAAUUUGGAAGUAAAGUUUUGGAAUACACCAACCUUUAUAUCAAGAAUUUUGGGGAGGAUAUGAAUGCGACCAGACUGAGAGAGAUCUUCAAUGCAUUUGGGAAGACACUGAGUGUUCGGGUGAUGACGGAUGAGAGAGGUCGCUCCAGGGGAUUUGGCUUUGUCAACUUUGAAAAGCAUGAAGAUGCUCGCAAGGCAGUGGCUGAAAUGAAUGGCAAAGAGAUUAAUAGCCGAGCUGUGUAUGUUGGCCGUGCACAGAAGAAGAUGGAGCGACAGUGUGAGCUGAAACGCAGGUUUGAGUUGAUGAAGCAAGAGAGAAACAGCCGCUAUCAGGGAGUGAACUUAUAUGUGAAGAAUCUGGAUGAUGGGAUUGAUGAUGAGUGUUUGAGGAAGGAAUUCUCUCCGUAUGGAACGAUCACCAGUGCAAAGGUGAUGACCGAGGGAGGUCACAGCAAAGGCUUUGGGUUUGUCUGUUUUUCUUCACCCGAAGAAGCAACGAAAGCCGUCACCGAGAUGAACGGGCGGAUUGUCAGCACCAAGCCCCUGUACGUGGCCUUGGCUCAACGCAAGGAGGAACGCAAAGCACACUUGACAAACCAGUACAUGCAGCGACUGGCAAACAUGAGAGCUCUGCCCAACCCCUUGCUCGGCUCAUUUCAACACCUGGCACACUCUGGGUACUUCAUGCCAACUGUGCCACAGAUUCAAAACCGAACUCCAUAUUAUGCCACGUCUCCAGUGACCCCAAUGCGACCUUCUCAACGUUGGACAGGCCAACCCAUCAGGCCUCCGACCCCCUACCACAGCAUGCUCCCCUCAGUGAGAGGGACUGCACCCCGAAGAGUAGCCACAGCUAUCAGUACCGUCCGCCAAGCAUCUACCCAGGUUCCCCAGCUCCCGUCCAACAUGCAGAGAGUGGCCACUACAGGGACUCAGACAGCGGGACCUCGUACUGCUCUUUCAGGACCGAUGGUGCGAGUGCUGCCCCAGUAUAAAUAUACAUCUGGAGUCUGUAACACACAGCACCCUCCUGGUGCUCAACAGGUGCCUGAGCCAGCUGUUCAUGGUCAGAUGCCCCUCAGUGCCUCAGUGUUGGCUGCUGCGCAACCACAGGAACAGAAACAGAUGCUGGGUGAGCGCCUGUAUCCGCUGAUCCAGGAAAUGCAUCCAACACUGGUCGGCAAAAUUACAGGAAUGCUGCUGGAGAUUGAUAACUCCGAACUCCUCCACAUGUUAGAAUCACGAGAGUCCCUUCGCUCCAAGGUGGAGGAAGCUGUCGCUGUGCUUCAGGCUCAUCAAGCUAAAGAUACGGUGCCGAAGAAAGGGAGCACAGCUGCCUGAACAGGCCGGACUUGAGCAGCAACAAGCAAACUUUCAUGAAGCAAAGAUAAUUUGGUCGCAUGAUUAAACUUUAGGUGGGGAUCAAACUGAAUAAGGAUCUGAUGUGGCCUGGAGAUAAUGUUCUCCACUCACAUUCAAUUGUGCUCCGAGAUUUGGCUUUUGUGUCCUGUACUGUAUUCGGUUUGUCUUGGGCUGUAUUAAAGAACACUGAAACUGGAUUGUGGCUGCCUCUGUCUUUGAAU